Sceloporus undulatus (fence lizard) is the source of this 4502-nucleotide messenger RNA. It is a transcript of the gene RIPOR1, whose product is annotated as RHO family interacting cell polarization regulator 1. NCBI's taxonomy places the organism in Eukaryota, Metazoa, Chordata, Lepidosauria, Squamata, Phrynosomatidae. The transcript has 22 exons. Bases 140 to 3199 code for a protein of 1019 amino acids. The record is from RefSeq and is a predicted model, not a curated record.
GCUAGCUGGCUGAGGAACUGAAACUCUUGUCCCUGCCAUAGACCAUAAGGCAAGGAUGAGAGUCAGAAGCACUGGCCACUGGCACUUGAGACUUUGCCUCACUCCUCUGAGAGAGUAAUGCUCCGACUCCAGCUUCAGAAUGAAAGGGAAAUACAAAGGGAGUCCCUCCCAGUGGAGUUCGAUGAUGUCGCUCUCAGUGCGGCCCCAGCGACGCAGUCUGAUAGUCAGGAUCAAUAGGAGCCAAUCUUUUGCUGGUGUCAACUCUACCCAGGACAAAUCUUUCCGGAAUUUUCCUGCAUUCAGCACACCAACUGUCUCCAGGAAGUCUGGCUCCAGAGUCAGUAGGAUGUUUUCAAUGUCUCACAAGUCCCCCCCACCCAAGGUGCCCCAGCCAGAACGACUUGAUGAAGUAUAUGAAGCGCUGAAGAAGGGACUAACGGCUUACGUAGAAGUGCACCAGGUGGAGCUUGACAAGCUGACCACUCAGAUCCGUGAGUCCAAGAGGAAUUCUCGUUUGGGCUUUCUUUAUGAUCUUGAUAAGCAAGUCAAGUCAAUUGAACGAUUCCUACGCCGUCUGGAGUUUCAUGCCAGCAAGAUAGAUGAGCUCUAUGAGGCUUACUGCAUCCAGCGACGGCUCCGGGAUGGAGCCCACAACAUGGUUAAGGCCUACACAACCGGAUCACCUGGUAGCAAGGAAGCACGUGAGAGCUUGGCCGAAGCUGGCAAGGGCUACAAGGAGUACACAGAGAAUAUGUGUCUAUUGGAGAAUGAACUUGAGAGCCAGUUGGGAGAAUUCCACAUCAAGAUGAAAGGAUUGGCUGGCUUUGCUAGGCUGUGUGCUGGGGACCAAUAUGAGAUCUUCAUGAGGUAUGGUCGCCAGCGAUGGAAGCUGCGGGGUCGCAUUGAGGCAAACAGCAAGCAAGUGUGGGACAGUGAAGAAAUGAUCUUCCUGCCUCUCAUUACAGAGUUCCUGUCUAUCAAGGUGACAGAGCUCAAGAGCUUGGCCAGUCAUGUGGUGGUGGGGAAUGUCUCCUGUGAGACCAAGGACCUUUUUGCAGCACUCCCCCAAGUGGUGGCAGUGGAUAUUAAUGAUCUGGGCACCAUCAAGCUGAGCCUGGAGGUGAACUGGAACCCAUUUGACAAAGAGGACCAGCCAUCAUCAGCCAGCACUGUAAAUAAGACAUCCACAGUCAACAAGAGAUUUUCUACAUACAACCAGAGUCCACCCGACACACCUUCCAUGCGGGAACAGGCGUUUUAUAACAUGCUGCGGCAACAGGAAGAGCUGGAGAACGGGGCAGCAUGGUCUAUCUCUUCAGAGUCAUCAGACGAUUCCUCCAGCCCUCAGCUGUCAGGAAGUGCCCGCCACUCCUUGCCAAGGUCAAUUGUGCAACCUGCUGUGCAGGCCACUGCACCCGCCAUAGAAAUUGCCUUUACUCAGCCUCAGGACAAAGAGCCACCAGUCCUUCAAGAGGAGGUGGCUGUGGCUGUGGCUAAUGGGCAUGUGCCCUAUGCCCGGACUCUUAGCCAGAUCAGCGAAGCCAGCGUGGACCUGCCUGUGGCUGAGGAUGGGGAAUGCCUUGUCCCCAGAGACUUUAAUCCUAGGGAGCUGCCUCCCAUGGAGACGAACUCUUUGCCUCAAAGUGUGGCCUUGAUGCUUGAUGCUCAGAUCAGUGAAGGUGGGGAGCAAGAGGCUGACACAAAUAAGGCCAACCCUGUUGCAGAGCAGAGUGAAGAGACAGCCUGUCAGGCCCAGGAUGUUCAGCAGCCCAAGUCCUCAUUGACACUUCCAGCAACCCCAAGGGAGCUUCAGCCAACAGGAGUCUCAGAGGCACCAAGACCCAAGCCUGUAGUAGAUUCUGGACUGGAGGAAGCUAUCAGCUCACUGGCCUCUGCUCUGGAUGACUACCGGGGACAGUUCCCAGAGCUGCAGACCCUAGAACAGGAGCUCAAACAUCUAGAGGAAAUUCUUCUGCAAAAGCAGGGUGUAUGCCUGAGCCGGGCUUCCAGCACUAGUCUGACAGUGGAGCAUGCCCUUGAAAGUUUUAGCUUCCUCAAUGCUUCUGAUACUGAGGAUUCAGAUGAUGACGGGAGGACAAGCAAUGUCAAAUCUGCUUCCGCAAGUAGAUUUCCAGCUACUGGAGAGACUGUUGCUGAAGAGACCGCAGGGUCCGUGAAUUUAGAGGAGGGCUCAGAGCCCAUGAGUACUGGCAAUGAGUUCCUUGACCAGGCCUUAGUCCUGCAUCUCAAGCACUGCAACCAUUUGCUGCUGAAGCUGGGCAAUUUUGGACCUCUCCGCUGCCGGGAGAUGUAUGCACUUGACAGGCUGUCAAGGGAAGUGCAGGUCCUGGAGGUGGUUUGUCGCCUGGUGGAGGAGCAAGCAAGGACAGCCAACUCUGUCGAAGAAGUGGUCCAGUUUUCCACAUGGAAAGAGGGGGUACUGCCUUUCUGGGACAGUUGUGUCACCACCCCUAACGUGUACACCUGCCCCGUAGAAAAGUUCCUGCAGACUCUUGGUUCCCAGUAUGGAGCACGAAUCAAUGAACGGCAACAAGGCCUAGCAGAUCCAGUAUGUGUGAAACUGGCAGAGGAGCUUCUACAGCGCAGGCUACCCAGACGCCAGGGGAGCUGCCAAUCUGAACAAGUCACCCUCUUCCAGUACUGGAGCCACUUUGAGGUUCUGCCCAUCUUAACACUGGACUCAUAUAUCUUGGAGUUGGCAGAAGAAGUUUUGCUAGCACAGAACCUGAACUCCGAUGACCAAGAUGUGGUAUUGAAAGCCCUGAAGCGUGUUCCUGAGAGCCGGCUCCGCAAAGAUGGAAUGAAAGCUUUAAGCCUGCUUCUUGUUGAAGGAAACAGCAAAGUUGUUGGGGCUGUGUCAGCACAGCUGCGAAGCCUGUCAGAGAACCCUGGCUUCAGGGAGCGGGCCCUGCUUUGCUAUCUUGAGCAGCUGGAGGAUGAAGAGGUGCAAACACGGAUUGCUGCUUGUGCAGCCUUGGGAUGUCUGAAGGCCAAGGAGAGUAUUGAGCAGCUGGUGUACCUGUGCCAAACUGACAAAGAGGCUGUGCGAGAGGCAGCCAAACAGAGCCUCAUGCUGUGUGGGGAAGAUGGGAAAUCUGCUCACCGGCGGUUGGAAGAGUCCCUCGACAGUUUGCCACGGAUCUUUGCCCCAGGGAGCAUGGCCAGCACUGCAUUCUGAAGCGUGUUGUAUUGAUCUGUCUGCAAAUCCUUUGAGGGCAUAAACUGUGCAUGUCACAGAUCUUUCAACUAGCUCACACAGACUGGGUUCAAAUCAGUGUGCCACAGACUGGGCAGCUUUUACCUCUCAGCGCAUGGACACACAGCAGUAUUAGUACCGCCCACACACUGCCUUAUGCAAAGGAUGCCUUUUUCCAAGCCCCGCUGGCCGCUGCACUCUUGGAGUUGAUGUGGGCACAAAAGCAUUGAGAGAGUCUCCUGGUUUUUGUUUUGUAGGAAUUUGGGCUUCUUGUCAUUCAUUUGCAGGACUAACAUGCCCCUGUUGAGAGGGAAAAAGAUGGCAACAAAUGAGUGCAUAAAAGCUGUAGCAGAUCAAUUUUAGUUGCAAAGGCCGUCUCUUAUUUGAAAGAAAGCUUGGAAAAACUCUUGUGUGUUUGAAAUCCCAAUUUAAUGUUCAGCUUGUUCUCAUCUUACCCAUGCCACUUUCUGGGCAUAUUGUGAAUACUGCAGAAAAUUGGGGCCAAGGUAUAUUCUGCUAGUGACAGAUUGCCAAUAGCUCUAUUGUUCGUGAGCAAAAGCAGGCACAAGGACUAUAGGAGUAAGUUCUGGUUCUCCCAGCGGGGUGGAGGAAGAAAUAGUUUUUAAUGUGAUGCUGUGGAGAAGACAGAAGUCACAUUGAAUAGGCAGAAGCUGCCACCUUUUGAGCUAUUUUAUUAUUUUUUAUUUACACAUUUGUGUGUGCGAGGAAGGGGAAGCUGGAGACAAAGCAAAAUGUCCCUUUUCUAUAAAAUAUCUAUAAAUUUAUCUGUAUAUCUACAUAUAUAUAUAAAUAUAAAUAUAUAUAAUGUAAUUAUCAAGAGGUUUGGCUCAUUUUGACUUUAAGCCUGAAAUUAAAAAAAAAAAAAGGUUGGAACAAGUGAAGUUUUUGUGUCCCAUUUUGUACAUUGCUGCUGUGGAGUUUCCCUCACCAGCUGGGAAGUGAAAUAUAUUGAAUUCUAAAGUCUAAAAAGCUUAAAGCCACCUUGGAUGAGUCAAGUUCAACAAAGUCCAGCACUGAGCCUUGGGAAGUUUUAUUUCGUUGUCAGGAAAGGAAAGAUAUGCAAAGCAAAGCAGUACAGGAAAAACAUGAAAAGGAUUGUUUUUAAGUGUUAUAAUAUAAAACAUUAAAUAAUACACAAUAGUAAAAGCAAAAAACAAAAAAAGCAACCAUUUUAGAUUUUAGAAAUUAAUGAGAGGAUUGAACAACACAAGUAUGAGAACCUAAAUAGGGUUGCUGAAAUAAAACACCCUUUACUACCCAUCAA